Panicum hallii is the source of this 1231-nucleotide messenger RNA. RefSeq lists its product as uncharacterized. NCBI's taxonomy places the organism in Eukaryota, Viridiplantae, Streptophyta, Magnoliopsida, Poales, Poaceae. The transcript has a single exon. The coding region runs from base 109 to 777 and encodes 222 amino acids. The record is from RefSeq and is a predicted model, not a curated record.
UCUCGCAUCGGCAUCCUCUUGCUAGCUUCACACGCGCAACGCCAGAUUUUUGUUUUUUCUUUACUUUUGGGGUGGUCUUUCUGUCUUGUCGGCGGCGGCGGCGGCGCGAUGGAGGCGGCGGCGGCGGCGAUGCUUGAGGCCGGGGUGGGGCGGUUCUCGCGGGCUCCGGCGCUGGCCGCGGCGCUGCUGGCCGAGAUGUGGGCGCCGCUGGCCGUCGCGCUGGCGGCGCUGGCAACGCUGCCCAGCCUGCUGCGCCGGCUGCAGGUCAUCGUGCUGCGCCUGCGGUCGCGCGGGAAGGAGGUCAUCCAGUCGCACAUCGGGACCUACUACUCGUCCUGCGACGAGGAUGACGACGAGGAGGAGGAAGAGGAGGAGAGCUCCGACGAGGCGGACACCACCAGCUCCUCGGGCGAGGAGGAGCAGGACUUGAAGCGGAUCGGGUUCUACGAGGGCGCGGCGGUCGACAGCGGGUUCCCCUGGGGCGGCGCCGUGGUCCGGACCUGGCAGGGCCUGCCGCGCGCCUUCUCCUGCGCCGGCGGAGGGAGCGCGAGGCCGGGCCCCUUGGGCGGCGUCCCCGCGGUGAGGCUGUGGGGAGCCAUGACGGCCAGCGGCGGCGAGCCGUGGUGGGCCUGCGCCGAUGAAGGCGGCUGCCGCGACGGCGCGGCCGCGGAGGCGUCCUCAGCUUCGUCAGACCAGGUGGUGGUCGGGUGGCGGCGCGAGCACGCGGCGUCCCGGCGCCGGCGGCGCGCCCCUCUUCCCCACGUCCGCACCAACUGAGACGGGACGAGGUCACGGGGAGGAGGCGGGGUGGCAGGGUGUGAAUAUGCCACAGCGCGAGCAGCUGGAGAUGCCGAUUCCCCCCGGCGUGGCCCACCUGCCAGCAAUAAGGGUGAUUGGUAUUGUGGGGGGGGCAGUGGUUAGGCGCCGCGCCGGAUUGGUUGGUGAGAUGAUUUAAUAAUCUUAAAGAAUUGCUUGUCGAUUGGGGAGGGUAGGAAAGAAAAUGGAAAAAAAAGGGACAUUGGGAGUACGCAGUUGGUGCGGGGCGCCAUGCGUGCUGAUGUUGUUGUACUGGGGACGGUAGAUUAGGAAAAAAAAAUUGCAUUGCAUGCUGCAGCUGCUCGUCUUCUGCUGCAGCUUGCCGUUGCGUGCGUGUAACCUUCCGUACCACCGCCAUUCUUUGAUUCAUGUGGUGCUGUGAUAAAUAAGAAAAAGAAAAAGAAAAUGGUGAAAA